Prorocentrum cordatum is the source of this 411-nucleotide messenger RNA. Lineage: Eukaryota; Dinophyceae; Prorocentrales; Prorocentraceae. The record is from the annotation of a GenBank genome assembly.
GUGCUAAAGGUCGUGUCUACAAGUGUGAUCGGGAUCCUCCUGUGCCCAGCCAGCGCGCUAGUUCUGGAAGCAAAGCAGAAACAGCUAGCUGUCCUCCGCAAGCAGGUUCAGCAGCUAUCUCGGUCCAUGUCUCCUGAGGCUGAUGCUCCUGAGCUGCAGCCCCAGACUGAUUCGGCAAGUGGCCCUGAGCUGCAGAAGAAGCAGAAGGAGUUGGAUACUUGCGAAACAGUGUUGGCGGCGCUGGAGAUGGAGAUCACUGCGUCGAAGCCCCUGGGCACGCAGGUGCAUGGCAUUGGUAACAACCAGCAGAUUGCCAAACGCAAGCUGUCGAUUGACACCGAGGAAAAGCGUCGGGUUGAGAAGCAGAAGUUGGUCCAAGAACUUCGGCAGCAGGUGGACGACAAAGAAAAG